GCGGUCGCCGAGGAGACGGCGCAGGUCUCGCUGCGCGUCGCCCCUCUGCAGUCCCCCCGCCCAUUUUCUCCCACCACAAUGAGAUCCUAAGAUGGCGGUGUGUGCGGCGGUUGACGCCGAGAGGCUAAAGUAGAAAAGGGGCCGUUGGGCUCUAGAAAGUCCAGGACCUUGUGAACCUCCUCUGCGGUCUCUCAAGUCCGACCGCUGUUGGUGGCAGGAGGAGCUACUUCGUUAAUAGGUAAAACCUGCGCGUCUCCGGCCCCUGGCAACCGAGGGCAGCGCGCCCUAGAGGUGGAAGAGCAACGGCUUUAGGACUCUUUGACAGUGUUGGGCCCGGCUUCGGGCCCAGAGACCUCUGUAGGCUCCUGGGUCUUCUCUGGCAGCUUUUCGUCCCUUGGGCACACAGUCCGCCCCUUUCCUGGGACCAACCGACGCGACCUCCGGAAAAUUGUUAAAAGCCAGUAUGGCUACAGGAGGUGGACCUUUUGAAGAAGGCAUGAAUGAUCAGGGUUUACCAAACUGGAGCAGUGAUACUGUUGAUGACCGACUCAACAAUAUGGAUUGGGGUGGCCAACAGAAGAAGGCAAAUAGAUCAUCAGAAAAGAAUAAGAAAAAGUUUGGUGUAGAAAGUGAUAAAAGAGUAACUAAUGAUAUUUCUCCGGAAUCAUCACCAGGAGUUGGAAGGCGAAGAACAAAGACUCCACAUACAUUUCCACAUAGUAGAUAUAUGACUCAGAUGUCUGUCCCAGAGCAGGCAGAAUUAGAGAAACUUAAACAGCGGAUAAACUUCAGUGAUUUAGAUCAGAGAAGCAUUGGAAGUGAUUCUCAAGGAAGAGCAACAGCUGCUAACAACAAACGUCAGCCUAGUGAAAACCGAAAGCCCUUCAACUUUUUGCCUAUGCAGAUUAAUACUAACAAGAGCAAAGAUGCUGUUACAAGUCUUCAAAAGAGAGAAAUGAUUGGGUCAGCACAAUGUAAAGAGUUGUUUGCUUCUGCAUUAAGUAAUGACCUGUUGCAAAAUUACCAAGUCUCUGAAGAAGAUGGGAGAGGAGAGCCUGCAAUGGAGAGCAGCCAGAUUGUAAGCAGGCUUGUUCAAAUUCGUGACUAUAUUACUAAAGCCAGUUCCAUGCGAGAAGAUCUUGUAGAGAAAAAUGAAAGAUCUGCUAAUGUUGAGCAUCUUACUCAUCUAAUAGAUCACCUUAAAGAACAAGAAAAAUCAUACAUGAAAUUUCUCCAAAAAAUCCUUGCUAGAGAAAAUGAGGAGGAUGUUCGGACUAUAGAUUCAGCUGUGGGAUCUGGUUCUGUAGCUGAGAGCACAUCGCUAAACAUAGAUGUGCAGUCUGAGGCUUCAGAUACCACGGAGGCAUCUUUUAGACUGAGAAUUCGGCCGUACAUUGAGGACAAACUAGGGAAUUCAGCCUCACAAGAACAGGUUUCAGACAUUGACGUUACUACAAGUCCAAAAGGGAAAGGUGACAGACCUCCUCAGAAUGACAGGGAACUGAGGCCUAAUAGAAAAUAUAGCCGAAAACGUGGAUUUCCCUCAAAGGGCAGAGAUCCUGAACAGGAGCCUAUGGAAGAGAUAGAAAAUUUGAAGAAACAACAUGAUUUGUUAAAAAGGAUGUUACAACAACAGGAGCAACUUCGAGCUCUGCAGGGGCGACAGGCUGCUCUUCUAGCUCUGCAGCAUAAAGCAGAGCAAGCUGUUGCUGUAAUGGAUGAUUCUGUUGUUGCAGAAACUACAGGUAGUUUAUCAGGAGUCAGUAUCACAUCUGAACUAAAUGAAGAAUUGAAUGAUUUAAUUCAGCGUUUUCAUAAUCAACUUCGUGAUUCUCAGCCUCCAGCAGUUCCUGACAACAGAAGACAGGCAGAAAGUCUUUCAUUAACUAGGGAGGUUUUCCAGAGCAGGAAUCCAUCAGUUUCCGAACAUUUACCUGAUGAGAAAGUCCAACUUUUUAGCAAAAUGAGAGUGCUACAGGAAAAGAAACAAAAAAUGGACAAAUUGCUUGGAGAACUUCACACACUUCGAGAUCAGCAUCUGAAUAACUCAUCAUUUGUGCCUUCUUCAGCUUCUCCACAGAAGAGUACAGAUCAGAGAAGUACAAGUUCAGCCCCUUCUGCUUCUGUAGGCUUGGCGCCAGUUGUCAAUGGAGAGUCCAAUAAUGGCCUUACGUCAUCUGUUCCUUAUCCUGCCACUUCUCUGGUUUCUCAGAAUGAGAGUGAACGUGAAGGGCAUCUAAAUCCAACUGAAAAACUCCAGAAGCUAAAUGAAGUUCGAAAGAGAUUGAAUGAAUUAAGAGAAUUAGUUCAUUAUUAUGAGCAAACAUCAGAUAUGAUGGCAGAUGCUGUAAAUGAAAACACAAAAGAUGAAACUGAAGAGUCAGAAUAUGAUUCUGAGCGUGAAAAUUCUGAACCUGUUGUUAACAUUCGAAAUCCACAAGUAUCUGCCACAUGGAAUGAAGUAAAUAGUAAUAGUAAUCCACAGUGUGUUUCUAAUAAUAGAGAUGGGAGAUCAGCCAAUUCUAAUUGUGAAAUAAACAACAGAUCUGCUGCCAACCUUAGGGCUCUAAACAUGCCGCCUUCUUUAGCAGAUUGUCGAUACAAUAGAGAAGGAGAUGAAGGGAUCCAUGUAGCACAAGGGGAAAAUGAUGAGGAGGAAGAAGAAGAAGAAGAAGAAGCAGAAGAGGAGGUAGUCAGUGGAGCUUCGUUAUCUAGUCAUAGGAGCAGUCUGGUUGAUGAGGCUCCAGAAGAUGCAGAAUUUGAACAGAAGGUCUACAGACUUAUGGCUGCAAAACAGAAACUUCGACAGUUACAAGAUCUUGUUGCUAUGGUGCAGGAUGAUGAUGCAGCUGAAGGAGUUAUCUCUGCCAGUACACCGAAUUUGGGUGAUGUCUACCCACCAGAAGUGGAAAUCAAACAAAAUUCAAAUAAAGCUAGAGGAAAUAGCAAUAAAACACAGAAAGAUACUAGAGUAAAUGAAAAGGCAAGAGAGAAAUUUUAUGAGGCUAAAUUACAGCAGCAACAAAGAGAGCUAAAACAAUUGCAAGAAGAAAGAAAGAAACUGAUUGAGAUUCAGGAGAAAAUUCAAGCAUUGCAAAAGGCAUGUCCUGAUCUGCAGCUGUCAGCUGCUAGUGUAAGUAAUUGUCCUACAAAAAAAUAUAUACCAGCUGUUAUUUCAACCCCAACUGUUAAUGAAAAUGAGACUAGUACAAGCAAAUCUGUUGUUGAUCCUGAUGAUUCUUCAGUAGUAGAUAAUGAGUUGUGGUCAGACAUGCGAAGACAUGAAAUGUUGAGGGAAGAGCUGCGACAGAGAAGAAAGCAGCUUGAGGCUCUGAUGGCUGAACAUCAGAGGAGGCAAGGUCUAGCUGAAACUACAUCUCCAGUGGCUGUGUCAUUAAGAAGUGAUGGAUCUGAGAACGUGUGUACUCCUCAACAAAGUAGAACAGAAAAAACCAUGGCAACUUGGGGAGGUUCUACUCAAUGUGCACUCGAUGAAGAAGGAGAUGAAGAUGGUUACCUUUCUGAAGGAAUUGUUCGGACAGAUGAAGAAGAAGAAGAGCAGUAUGCCAGUUCCAGUGACAACUUUUCUGUAUAUCCUCCUAACAGUGUGAAUCAUAACUCCCAUAAUGUAAAGGAAACAAAAAAUAGGUGGAAGAACAAUCGCCCUUUUUCAGCUGAUGGAAAUUAUCGUCCUUUAGCCAAGACAAGACAACAGAAUAUCAGUAUGCAACGGCAAGAAAACCUUCGAUGGGUGUCAGAGCUCUCUUAUGUAGAAGAGAAAGAACAGUGGCAAGAACAAAUUAAUCAGCUAAAGAAACAACUUGAUUUUAGUGUUAACAUUUGUCAGACUUUGAUGCAAGACCAACAGACUCUGUCUUGCUUGCUACAAACUCUUCUCACUGGUCCCUACAGUGUUAUGCCAAGCAAUGUUGCAUCUCCUCAAGUACACCUCAUAAUGCACCAGUUGAACCAGUGCUAUACACAGCUAACGUGGCAACAGAAUAAUGUUCAGAGGUUGAAACAAAUGCUAAAUGAACUCAUGCACCAACAAAAUCAUAAUCCAGAAAAACCUGGAAGCAAGGAAAGAGGCAGUAACACAUCACACCCUCCUUCUCCCAGUUUAUUUUGUCCUUUCAGCUUUCCACCACAGCCUGUAAAUCUGUUUAAUGUACCUGGAUUUACUAACUUUGCAUCAUUUGCACCAGGUAUGAAUUUCAGCCCUUUAUUUCCUUCUCCUUUUGGAGAUUUUUCUCAGAAUAUUUCUUCAUCCACUGAACAGCAGCAGCCAUUAGCCCAGAACCCUUCAGGGAAAACAGAAUAUAUGGCUUUUCCAAAACCUUUUGAAAGCAGUUCCUCUAUCGGAGCAGAAAAGCAAAGGAAUCCGAAACAGCCGGAAGAGGAAGUAGAAAACAGUAGGACACCGUGGAUAUAUGACCAAGAAGGAGAAAUAGAAAAACCAUUUAUCAAGACUGGAUUUACACUGUCAGUAGAGAAAACUACAAAUAGUAAUCACAAAAAUCAAUUAGAUACAAGUAGGAGAAGACGCCAGUUUGAUGAAGAAUCAAUAGAAAGCUUUAGCAGUAUCCCUGAUCCAGUGGAUCCAACAACAGUAACUAAAAUAUUCAAGACAAGAAAAGCAUCUGCACAAGCCAGCCUGGCAUCUAAAGACAAAACUCCCAAAUCAAAGAGUAAGAAGAGAAAUUCUUCUCAUCUGAAAAACAGAGUUAAAAAUGUUGGGUAUGAAAGUGCCAGUAUGUCUAGUGCAUGUGAACCUUGCCAAAGUAGGAACAGACAUUCAGCCCAGACUGAAGAGCCUGUUCAAGCAAAAGUAUUCAGCAGAAAGAAUCAUGAGCAGCUGGAAAAAAUAAUAAAAUAUAGUAGGUCUGCAGAAAUAUCUUCAGCACAUGCUAGGAGAAUACUACACCAGUCUAACAGAAAUGCAUGUAAUGAAGCACCAGAAACUGGGAGUGAUUUUUCCAUGUUUGAAGCUCUGCGGGAUACUAUCUAUUCGGAAGUAGCUACAUUAAUUUCUCAGAAUGAAUCUCGCCCACAUUUCCUUAUUGAACUCUUUCAUGAGCUUCAGCUACUUAAUACUGACUAUUUGAGACAGAGAGCUUUAUAUGCAUUGCAGGACAUAGUAUCCAGACAUAUUUCUGAAAGCCAUGAAAAAGAAGGGGAAAAUGUAAAGUCAGUCAACUCUGGUACUUGGAUAGCAUCAAACUCGGAACUUACACCCAGUGAAAGCCUGGCUACUACUGAUGAUGAAACUUUUGAGAACUUUGAAAGAGAAACGCAUAAAAUAAGUGAGCAAAAUGAUGCUGAUAAUGCUAGUGUCAUAUCUGUAUCUUCAAAUUUUGAGCCUUUUGCAACAGAUGAUCUAGGUAACACCGUGAUUCACUUAGAUCAAGCAUUAGCAAGAAUGAGAGAAUAUGAGCGUAUGAAGACUGAAGCUGAAAGUAAUUCAAAUGUGAGAUGCACCUGCAGGGUUGUUGAGGAUGAAGGAACUGCUGCUGCUACCACUAUAGUUAAUAAUUUAGAAGAAACUCCCAUUAUUGAAAAUCAUGGUUCACAACAACCUGUAAGUGAAGUUUCUACUGUUCCAUGUCCUAGAAUUGAUACUCAGCAGCUGGACCGGCAAAUUAAAGCAAUUAUGAAAGAAGUCAUUCCUUUCUUAAAGGAACACAUGGAUGAUGUAUGCUCUUCUCAACUUCUCACUUCAGUAAGACGCAUGGUUUUAACUCUUACCCAGCAAAAUGAUGAGAGUAAGGAGUUUGUAAAGUUCUUUCAUAAACAACUUGGAAGUAUAUUACAGGAUUCACUGACAAAAUUUGCGGGCAGAAAACUGAAAGACUGUGGAGAAGAUCUUCUUGUAGAGAUAUCUGAAGUGUUGUUUAAUGAAUUGGCUUUCUUUAAGCUCAUGCAAGAUUUGGAUAAUAAUAGUAUAACUGUUAAACAGAGAUGCAAAAGGAAAAUAGAAGCAGCUGGAGUAAUACAAUCUUAUGCCAAAGAGGCCAAAAGGAUUCUUGAAGGAGAUCACAGCUCACCUGCUAGAGAGAUUGAUGAUGAAGACAAAGACAAAGAUGAAACUGAAACAGUUAAACAGACUCAGACAUCUGAGGUAUAUGGUGCCGAAGGUCCCAAAAAUGUAAGAUCUGAUGUUUCUGAUCAAGAGGAAGAUGAAGAAAGUGAUGGAUGCCCAGUGUCAAUUAAUUUGUCUAAAGCGGAAACUCAGGCUUUAACUAAUUAUGGAAGUGGAGAAGAUGAGAAUGAGGAUGAAGAAAUAGAAGAAUUUGAAGAGAGCCCUGUAGAUGUCCAGACUUCACUUCAAGCUAACACUGAAACUAUAGAAGAAAAUGAACAUGAUGAUCAGGUUCUACAACAUGAACUUGAAAAAACAGCAGAAAGCACGAAGAUCCCAUCAGAACAAGAACACAUUAGUAAAGACUUUUUUUUGAUGACAGAUGACCAAGAUAGCUCUCCUAUGAAGCCCUGUUAUCUCAAUAUCUUGGAAAAUGAGCAACCUUUAAAUAGUGCUGCCCACAAGGACUCACUUACUACUGUUGAUUCAUCUCAGCAGCCUAACCCUCUGCCGUUACCUUUAACUGAAAUUGAAACCUUAGUGCCUAGAGUCAAAGAAGUUAAAUCUGCUCAGGAAACUCCUGAAAGCUCACUAGCUGGAAGUCCCGAUACUGAAUCUCCAGUGUUAGUGAAUGACUAUGAAGCAGAAUCUGGUAACAUAAGUCAAAAGUCUGAUGAAGAAGACUUUGUGAAAGUUGAAGAUUUACCACUUAAACUGACGAUAUAUUCAGAGGCAGAUCUUAGGAGGAAAAUGGUAGAAGAAGAACAGAAAAACCAUUUAUCUGGUGAAAUAUGUGAAAUGCAGACUGAAGAAUUAGCUGGAAAUUCUCAGACACUAAAAGAACCUGAAACAGUGGGAGCCCAGAGUCUAUGAGAUGUCUUCAGAGGUUCAUCUGAUUCUUUCUUUACAUAGUGCAUACAUGAAAACGAUACUAAAUAAACACAUUUUGAUCUGUAUAAAAAUGUAAAUUAGUUUGACACUGCAUUUUUGAUAGAUGUGCUAAUUUCUGCCCAUGGCAGUUUAUACAUCAGAAACUGAAUUCUCAAGCCUUGAUACACUGUGGGGAUAUUGUUUUUUUCUUUUAUCUUUUUCUUUUGUGUUCUGGGUUCUUUUAUUUUCCUCAUUGUGAUGUUUGGUAAUGUUAAAUUUAAAAUGUAGACUUAAAUAAAAUUUGAACUUACCUGUAUCUUUCUUUGGAAAUUAUGUUGAAUUCAAUACAGCAAAUUACUGUUCUGUAUAAUUUUAGGCAACUCAACGAAAGCAAUGAUCAGGAAUUAAAUAUAUUAUUAUAGAACCCAGCCAUUAGCCCCAUCUUCCAAAUAAUAUCAUUGUUGCUGCCGAUAUGCCUAGUGUUCUUUUAGAUAUCUGCAGGUCCUAUUCCUGUGUAAGAAUAGGGCAGGACUGGGAAUGUAGCUCAGAGGUUGAACACUUGCCUAGUAUGCACAAGGUCUUUGGUUGGAUCCCUAGAAUCAUCCCAGUGCCCCCCUAAAAAAUGUGUAUGAUAAAGAUAUCCAAAGUACUUGUGAAGUUAUCAUAGAAUAUUUAUUAGUAAUCUAUUUAAAAUGCCUAAGUUUAAAACAUAAAUCAUCAGUACCUAGAACUUACAUAAUUGUCUAUUAAAUGAAUAUUUUCUAGAUUUGCAAAUCCUAUCUAUGUUCCUUCAGUUUAAAAAUUAAAAAAUACAAUCAGGGAGUAUUUCUGCACAGGCAAGUAACAUUUUGGUCAAUUUUAAAUGAAAGACCAAACUCUUUCAAGUAGGGAUAAGUAGAUUUAAAUUAUGUAACAGAACAUUAAGGUUCUGUAUGCCUUUGGACAAGCUUGCCUAUUUUAAAUGAUAGUUUAAAACCAAAGCCUAACCUUUGAUUUUUGUGCGUAGUGAGAGAGAAGCAGGUUCACAGGAGAAGUAUUGAAGUACUGAAUAAAAAAAAUCUAUGUGACUUCACUAUAAGUAAACCAACUUUUAAAAGGUGACUUACUGUUUUAUCCCAAUCUUACCAUAGACUCACUUAGGCCUGACAGAGCCAGGUAACAAUGAAUAAGUCAGUCUUACAGAUGCUUCCUUGAAUAAAAUGUGAAGAAUUAGAUCUUAGUGCCCAAGUAUCUUUUAAAUUUGAAGACAGUUGUCUUAGCUAUCCCAAAUGAAAAAAUUUGCUUGAUAUUCUUUUAAAAUUCUUACUUGUGUGAUACUUUAUAUAGCAUAAACUAUAAUCUUGAAUCAGGAAAUAUUAAAUGAGGAUUUCCCCUAUGAGGAGAUUUACUGUAUUGCUACUUAGUUUAAAUUAUGUAAGACUUGUAUCUCCAACCUUAAUAAAACCCAUUCAGAGAAGUACCAGUCCAGAAUGAGGAAUUCUUACCUAGUUGGACUGACUUCAGGGAAUUUGGAUCAAUAAGUUACAUUGUAUGUAUACUCAAGCUCUGUAUUUUCUAAACUCUCUUCAAUAGGAAGAGGGGAAAACUUCAUUUGAUACUUAAGCCAAGCCUUACAUAUUACAGCUGUCUUUCCCUGCAUGCAUAUUAAGGAUACAGUGGAAGAAUUGUGUUUAAUAUGGUAGUCAUUACCAUAGUACCUAAAAAACUCAUUAAACUAGCUUAUUUGACUUACGUUGUAGCUGCUGUCUACUUACUACCAUGGUACCUAAAAACCUUAUUAAACUAGCUUACUUGACUUAUAACUGCUGUCUAGUCUAUUGUUUUUCUAUUUUAUUGAUACUUUAGUUUUAAAAUAUCUAGGGCUUGAGAGCAGGUGACUUGUUCAAUGUUUUUCCUAGUAACUAUUUUUAAAGAGGCGUUAAAUAUUCCUGUUUGUCUUAAUUUUUAAGUUAAAAAUUUGGUUAGAGAUAGAGGGAGAAAAUGUCAAAAUAAAAGAGAACCCUGUGCAGGUUGGGAUAAUACCUAAAAUAAUGAACUAGCCAGACUGGUGAUAACUUUGUAUUUUGUAACAUUCAGCUUAGGUAAAUGCUUUUUCACUGCUAAUAAAUGUAUACCCUACAUAGAA
This is a messenger RNA of Heterocephalus glaber (naked mole-rat), 9074 nucleotides long. It is a transcript of the gene Pcm1, whose product is annotated as pericentriolar material 1. Gene Ontology annotation, biological process: protein localization to centrosome; non-motile cilium assembly; microtubule anchoring at centrosome. The record is from RefSeq and is a predicted model, not a curated record. Gene Ontology annotation, cellular component: ciliary basal body; centriolar satellite; centrosome. NCBI's taxonomy places the organism in Eukaryota, Metazoa, Chordata, Mammalia, Rodentia, Bathyergidae.